Ylistrum balloti is the source of this 933-nucleotide messenger RNA. Its product is annotated as mitochondrial glutamate carrier 1-like. Gene Ontology annotation, molecular function: L-aspartate transmembrane transporter activity; L-glutamate transmembrane transporter activity. The transcript has 9 exons. Bases 1 to 933 code for a protein of 310 amino acids. Gene Ontology annotation, biological process: aspartate transmembrane transport; L-glutamate transmembrane transport; malate-aspartate shuttle. The record is from RefSeq and is a predicted model, not a curated record. Lineage: Eukaryota; Metazoa; Mollusca; Bivalvia; Pectinida; Pectinidae.
AUGGAGUUUUCGUUAUUACCUAAAAUAAUCAAUGGGGGUGUAGCGGGAAUUGUAGGGGUAACUUGUGUGUUCCCCAUUGACUUGACAAAGACACGACUACAGAACCAGCAGCCAGGACCCAAUGGCCAACUCCUCUACCGCAGUCUAUGGGACUGCUUUUCGAAAACGUACAGAAAUGAAGGUUUCGUUGGGAUGUACAGAGGGUCUGGAGUCAACUUGGUCCUGAUAACUCCAGAGAAAGCUAUCAAACUUGUGGGCAAUGACUUCCUUCGUCAUCACCUUAAAGAUGGAAGUACUGGCAAGCUGACGCUGCCUCGGGAGAUUAUGUGUGGGGCAGGAGCAGGACUAUUCCAGAUCAUUGUUACCACACCAAUGGAACUCAUUAAGAUACAGCUGCAGGAUGCUGGACGAAGUGCUCGUUUAAAUGUUUCCGCCAAUGGAGCAGGCACUGCAUCCAAGCUGACAGCCAUGAAAAUCAUCUCAAUGCUAUUGAGAGAAAAGGGCCUGACUGGUCUGUACCAGGGGUGUGCAGCCACAAUGCUGAGAGAUGUCACAUUUUCAGCUUUAUAUUUCCCUUACUUUGCUCACCUAAAUGCAAUGGGUAAACGAAGGGAAAACAGUACUGAAGCUGUGUUUUAUCAUACCUGUAUUUCUGGAAUAAUUGCUGGAGGCACCGCAUCCUUAUUUGUCAACCCCAUGGAUGUUGUUAAAACAAGACUACAGACUAUUGAAAAGGGAGCAGGAGAACAGACUUACAACGGCAUUGUGGAUUGUUUCAGGAAAGUGUACAAAUACGAGGGUUUAAAGGCGUUUUACAAAGGAGGAUUAUGUAGAAUUCUGGUCAUAGCACCCUUGUUUGGCAUAGCCCAAACUGUAUAUUAUUUUGGUGUUGGAGAGUUCCUUAUUUCGCAGAUCACUGGAAUUAAAGAUUAA